Molecule: messenger RNA, 1194 nt
Organism: Caenorhabditis angaria
Lineage: Eukaryota; Metazoa; Nematoda; Chromadorea; Rhabditida; Rhabditidae
Source: the annotation of a GenBank genome assembly
AUGUCAGACUUUGGAAAUCCGCUCAAAAAGUUCAAAUUGGUUUUUCUUGGCGAACAAUCUGGUGAGUUAUUUUUCCCAAUUCGAUUUUCCAUGUUUGUGACAGAAAAUUGAAGAAAUUAUUUUUUUCAGUCGGAAAAACUUCGCUAAUCACAAGAUUCAUGUAUGACUCAUUUGACAACACAUAUCAGGCAACAAUUGGUAUCGACUUUUUGAGUAAAACUAUGUACUUGGAAGACCGCACCGUACGUUUUUGAUUAAUUUUUUUUGGUUAAUAAUAAAAUGACUCAUUUUUGUAGGUUCGUCUUCAACUUUGGGACACUGCUGGUCAGGAACGUUUCCGAUCUCUUAUUCCAUCUUACAUUCGUGAUUCUACAGUCGCUGUGGUUGUUUAUGACAUCACAAGUAAGAAAUUAUCAGAAUUAAGUUCCCAACUAAUUUCUCAAUAAUUUUAGAUGCCAACUCAUUCCACCAAACUUCAAAAUGGAUUGAUGAUGUUCGAACUGAACGCGGUAGCGAUGUUAUCAUUAUGUUGGUUGGAAAUAAGACCGAUUUGGGCGAUAAACGUCAAGUUUCGACUGAUGAAGGAGAGCGCAAGGCGAAAGAGUUGAAUGUGAUGUUCAUUGAAACAUCGGCGAAAGCUGGUUAUAAUGUGAAACAGGUGAGAAUUUUGGGAUUUUAGUUAGAGAAAAGAGCGGGAAAAGCAGACGAUGAAUGAGAAUAAAAUAUUGAUUUCGAGCUAGAAGUUUUGAAGAUAAUAGAAUUUUCAAAACUUGGUAUUUCGCAAUAAAACAGACUCUGGGAAAAACAUUUUUGCCGUAUUUUUUUAGAAGAUAUGAUAACUUCUCAAGUUUUUGACGUGAGAUAAUUCAAUUUUCAACAUCAAUAGUGAAUUAUUUUUUUCAAAAUCAUAAAAUCACAAGAAGAAGCAUUCACAAAUUUGCAUAGCAGAUUUUUUUUUGUAUGGGGAAUUUUUAUGAAAAUUUGAUGCUUCUCCUUCUCAUCAAUAUGUUCAUCCUUCUGAUGAUCCCCCUCUCCAAUGUUCAAUAUUCAAAUUUUUUCCAGCUCUUCCGAAGGAUCGCUGGAGCGUUGCCAGGAAUCAUCAAGGAUGAUCCAGUCGACCCGCCAAACGUCGUUAGCAUGGAUCCAAUUCGUCAACGUCAAAUCGUCACUGACGAAGGUUCGUGCUGGUGUUAA